AUGACCUCCGCCAAAUCCACCCUCGACCAAAUCCUCCACCGCUACACCACCCACCCCGACUCGCCUUCCACCAAAGACAAACUUCUCGGCGCCGCCUUCGUCGUCGUCGACAAAUCCGGCCCCAUCUACUCUGGCGCAGCCGGCCACACCUCCCUCCCCAUCACUUCCUCCUCCCCAGCCUUCUCAACCGACUCCUUCCUCUGGGUCGCCUCCCUCACCAAACUCCUCACAACCAUCUGCCUAAUGCAACUCGUCCAGCAAGGCAAGCUUAGCCUAGACGAGGAUAUCCGUGAAAAGUUGCCGGAGUUGACCAAGGCCGGAAUCCUCCGAGGUUUUGACGACGACUCAAAGUCCGGAGAGGGAGAGGGAAAGGGAGAGGGGAAAGCGAUACUGGAAGAGAUCACCAAGCCGAUUACUCCAAGACAGUUGCUCACGCACUCCGUCGGCCUAUCCUACGAUCUCGGCCACCCCCUUUUGGAGAGAUGGGCCAAAGAAGUCGGCAAAAAGGGCGACACGAAUUCCAUGACUGUGGAAGGGUGGACUACUCCCCUUUUGUUUGCGCCGGGUGAAGGGUGGGUAUAUGGAACGGCGUUGGAUUGGGCGGGGGUUUUGUUGGAGCGGGUUUUGGGCGGCGCCUCGGGUGGUGAGAACACGACGACGCUGGGACAGUACAUGCGCAAGAACGUCUUCGAGCCGCUGGGCAUGGAAACCUCGACACUGAAGCCGGCUGCUGAACCCCUAGAAAAACUGGAAAAGAGGAUGAAAGACAAGCUGGUCCCCGUGGCGCUGAGGGAUGCCGAGACGGGCGAGCUGUCGCAGGGAGAAUUGCCGAUCUCAACGGCGUGGGAUCCCAAGGCGGAGAGCGGGGGUGCGGGGUUGUGGACUACGGCGGAGGAUUAUGGGAAGGCUUUGGCGGCGGUUUUGAGGGCUGCUGACGCUGAUGAGGGGGAGGGGGCGCUGGGGCUCAAGAAGGAGACGCUUGAUCAGAUGUUUAGUCCGCAGUUGAAUGAGAAGGGGCUGGAGAUGAUCAAGGAGAUGGGGAGGGCGUUUCAUGCGGGUGUCAUGCCUGAGUUUCCGGAAGGGUUCGAGGCGGUCGAUCAUGGCUUGGGCGGGCUUCUGAAUUUGGAGGAUGUGGAGGGUAAGAGGAGGAAGGGGAGUAUGAUGUGGCAUGGAUACUGCAAUUCGCAUUGGUGGAUUGACCGUGAAACUGGCAUUGGUGCGUGCCUCUUGGCUGAACAGUUUCCCUUUGCCGACCCGGUGGUCAUUCAGCUGUACAACGAUCUCGAGCGGGCGGUUUAUGGGGAGCUGGUCCCCGAGUGGAAGGCGAAGGCUGCUUGA
Molecule: messenger RNA, 1338 nt
Organism: Neurospora tetraspora
Lineage: Eukaryota; Fungi; Ascomycota; Sordariomycetes; Sordariales; Sordariaceae
Product: beta-lactamase/transpeptidase-like protein
Exons: 2
Coding region: 1-1338 (445 amino acids)
Source: RefSeq, a predicted model, not a curated record